AUGCGCAGGAGUGACCUGCUGGCGUUGAUCAAGGACGCACCGCAUCGAUUGAUACCUCGCUGUGUGAUCACUCAAAGCUCAGGGAAGCAGCGCAUCAUCGACAGUGCCGACCAGGGAGGACAAACUAUGUACUCUGCUGACUUCAACAAGUUGGUUCUUUGUUCGCCCCUGCGGCCAGCACAGCGCAUACAGGCAACCUUGGCCACCAUGACGGUGACACAACAGCAAGAGGCAGCUCAGACAGACGCCUGGGAGACAGGUGGCUCACCCAUGCGAGAGAGCGAUACACUUGGCUGUAUGGUGAUGUUUUACCACCAUGUGUGGCAAGAACCGGCGUUUCAAGUUUAUGCAGGUCUUUUUUUUGGUCUCCCUCUAGCGGUGACAUCCUUCAAUCGAUAUUCUCGGUUGGUUGAAGCCCUGGGGCGGCGUCUUUGUGGCGCCUUGGUGAGUCUAUAUUUUGAUGAUGCCUCACUGACAGACUGGCGCUCCAGCCAAGGUUCCGCCCAAUGGGCAUUUAAAACCCUCAAUGAGUUGCUCGGCACACCGUUGGCCCCGGACAAGAGGCUGGCAAACUUCUUGGAACAGGGCAUGUACACGCGCAUUGGCUGUAGUGGUUUGGGCGCCAUCAAACAGCGUCAGUUGUCAAAGGACCGGAUACUUACCCCUGAGCUAUAG
This is a messenger RNA of Durusdinium trenchii, 675 nucleotides long. NCBI's taxonomy places the organism in Eukaryota, Dinophyceae, Suessiales, Symbiodiniaceae. The record is from the annotation of a GenBank genome assembly.